AACUCUAAUGAAUAAAUGCUGACUGUGCAUGCUUACUUAUGUAAUUUCUAUGAUUUAUAUUCCAGAGCCCAAAAGUCGCUUCACACGAUAUCCAUCAUGGAAUACGAAAAUGUAUCCGGUGUGGAAAGAUGAAGACCCUCGCUACAAAGACUCUUGGAAAGGUGGCAAGGUAAAGUUCAUUGUGGGUAAUGACGCACCGACCCUGACUGCAGCCAAGGUGACCUUUACCAUCGAGCUGCAGUUCCCACACAACCAGAAGGUCAUGCCCGACGGAGAGGUGGUGUGGGCCGAGAACUUUACCGUCAAUGGAACACACUACCAUCAGUCUGAGCCAGUGUAUCCUGCACAGAACGCGGAGUGGAACGGAGUCUUUCCCGACGGCACACCUUUCAGGAAGGGUGGUGACAAACCCCCUCCGUAUGUGUUUGUAUGGAAGACAUGGGGUCAGUACUGGCAGGUGUCUGAUGGCCCCUCCUCCUCUCUCACCAUCGGGACAGACAAUGUCCCUCUGGGUUCCUACAUAGUGGACAUUGUCAUCUACCAUUACCGCAGCCACGAGAAGUUCAUCCCUCUGGGAUACGCCUCCACACAGUUCUCCAUCACUGAUCAAAUCCCCUUUGCCGUCUCGAUGAGCCAAGUGAACGACGUCAACGAGGCAGACCUGAGCUUCGUCCAGAACAGAGCGAUAGCCUUCACCAUCAGUCUCCACGAUCCCAGCGAGUACCUGAGUGACGCUGACAUCACAUACAACUGGGACUUUGGUGACAGCAGCGGAGCUCUCAUCUCCAGAGAGCUGACUGUCACCCAUACCUACAUAGUGGCUGGCGGCUUCAAGCCUCAGGUGGUUGUACAGGCCGUUAUCCCUGAUAAAGCAUGUGCCACACCAGCUGGUGUUAUCCCCACUGGUAGCACUGUCACUAUUGGGCCUGCAAACCUGGCAGGCACGACAGUGAGAGCUCCUGCUGCGGCUGCGUCGGCUGCUCCAGUAACAGCGGCCACACAGGGAGCUACAGUAAAUGUAGGCCCCUCAGUCCCCGCUGAGACUGACACACAGGAGGACACGACUGAGGUGGGAGCCUCCACCGCUCAGCACACAAAGACACCUUCUCCAGUCAACCCUGACACCUCAACUGUCUCCGCUGGUUCAACAACAGUUGCUUCUGAAGUAGAGCCAGCAGGGGAGGCCGCUACGGCACAAGUUCCCGUGGUGAUAGUUGUUAAGCGUGAAGCAGGUGAAAAACCCAAGGAUGAUGACUGUGUGAUCUAUCGCUAUGGGUCCUUCUGCGCUGGCAUUGACAUUGUUGAGGGCAUUGAGAGUUUGAAGAUCGUGCAAGUGGACAAUGCUCUGAUCAAGACUGAUGAAUUUGAGGUUGAACGAAAUGUAGUGGAUCUAACUGUCACCUGCCAUGGGAGCCUUCCCACAGAGGUGUGUAUGGUGGUGUCGGAUGCAGACUGUCUGAUGCCAGUCCACACCAUGUGUAACACAGUGUCGCCCUCUUCUGAGUGCCAGCUGGUACUGCGUCACUUUUUCAAUGACUCUGGCAUCUUCUGCAUCAAUGUGUCCAUGACCAAUGAUGUCAGUCUGGCAGUCACCAGCGCCAAAGUUAGCGUGACCAUGGGUUCCGGUCUGUCCUCAGUGGACACUGUAGCCAUGGUGAUGGGGGUCCUGAUCGUUGCUCUGGUCACUGGAUCCGUAGCCUACACUUACAAACGGUUCAAAUCCUACCGUCCUCUGAAGGAGGAAUCUGUGGUUGGCUCCUCCUCCCAGAGCGCUGAGAGCAGUGCUGGUUGGAGCUCUGGACCUCUGCUGUUCUGGAACCUUCUGAGUCGACAGGCUCCUGUAGAGAACAGCCCACUGCUCGAUGACAGGCUUGUGUGAAUGGACAACAACAACCCAUUCAACUGUCAAAUACACACAAAAUAACAGCCAAGAAACAUUUUAUUUGCACAUAUAGUCAUCAGACAUGUUUUGUUUUUUGUUUUAUACUUUUUAUACAUUUAUUUUUGAACUGUGUGUAAUUUGGCUUAUUUCCCUCAAACUAAACAUUUUCAAAGAGCAUAUGUAUUGUAAGACCAACAUUGAUUUAACAUUUUUAUACUGGAGGUUUGACCAGUGAAUAUUAGUGGAAACUACUGUGAAGUUAUACAUUUUAAUAUCUUUCCCCCAUUAAA
Salvelinus namaycush (lake trout) is the source of this 2172-nucleotide messenger RNA. RefSeq names its product premelanosome protein b (gene pmelb). The record is from RefSeq and is a predicted model, not a curated record. The transcript is spliced from 11 exons. Bases 29 to 1879 code for a protein of 616 amino acids. Gene Ontology annotation, biological process: melanosome organization. Gene Ontology annotation, cellular component: melanosome. Lineage: Eukaryota; Metazoa; Chordata; Actinopteri; Salmoniformes; Salmonidae.